CCCAGAGUGCUGAGCAACCCUCGUCACUGUAAGGCAGCAAGAGCAAGAGAGAGGAGGAAGAAAAGGAUGAGUGAGGACAGCAUGAACUUUUAGAAAAGAUAGAACUCAAAAGGACUGACAACUGUUAAAAAGCUCUUCUCUCCUUGGAACUGUUUUUUUUCCUUUAUUCCAUGAGUGCUACAAGUGUGCUCAGGUCUUUCAGUCCGUCAGCAAUGCCUGGCCCAGUCAUGCCGAUGGACGUGGCUAUGAGAUUCUACAUCAGCCACUCUCCGCCUCCUCUCCGAGGUUUCCUCAGCUCCUACGACAAGCUGCAGAGGACCCAGAAGAACCAGGCCAGCCAGUCGACCAGGCGCAGCCACAACCAGCAGCUCUACAAACCCCUGCGGCCCUGCCUCAGCAACCAGCAGAGAGCAGUGGACGAUAGCGACUGCACGGCCUGGAACAACAGCAAGGCCGGCAAAAAGAAGGUGGUGUUCGCCGACACGAGGGGCAUGUCGCUCACCGCCAUCCACGUCUUCUCCAAGUUCGACGAUGAGCCGUAUCAAAACAAGCGCUGCAGUGGAAUCAGCGAGGAGCUGCAGUUUGACAUGUCAGACCUGGAAACGGCCACGAUGGACCUGAAGAUCAGCUCGGUGCGCAACCUGGCGCUGGACUUUAAACAGCCUUCGGCCGACUACCUGGACUUCCGGAACCGCCUGAUUCAGAACUCGGUCUGCUUGGAGAACUGCUCGCUGCAGGAGCGCUCCCUAACCGGCACCAUCAAGGUCCGGAACAUGGGGUUUGAGAAGUCGGUGCAGUUGCGUGCCACCUUCGACUCGUGGGCAAGCUUCAGCGACAUCGAGUGCACCUUCAUGAACAACGUCUACAGCUGCCAGGAUACCGACACCUUUGCGUUCGUCGUCGAUCUACCCGCCUACAUCCCCCCGCAGAACAGUGUCGAGUUCUGCAUCUGCUUCACAGCCCAGGGCCAGACCUUCUGGGACAAUAACGACGGCAAGAAUUACGUUCUCAAGCACAUCGGCUGGAACGGAGAGGACCUGAACGUUCGGAUGCCCCCGACUUCCGUUGAGCAGAAAAAGCCUUCAGAGCACAAAAACGGAGGCGUGAAGUCGCUGGAGAUGGAGUUUGAUCAGUUUGGCAGUCCACGCAUGUCCAGCGGACUCUUUCCUGGUUGGCAGAGCUGGGGUCAGAUUGAUAACACCGUGCCUUAUUGGUGAACACAUCAGGAUGUUUGCUGAAAAUGACAUUGGACUAAGAUAACAGACACUGACAGGCCAUUCAGUGCAAAUCCAGCUGCGGGUUUGAGUUUAGACUGGCUCUCAGCCACACAAUGAAAUUAAGCAAACAACUUUGCUUUUUUGUAUUAGCAGAGAAAGUGUACAAACCAGUGAGAAACCUAACUUUAAUGUGCUCAACUGACCUGCUUCUCGCAGUAACGUGGUCAUGCGGCCCAAGAGACCUGAUGGUCUGUGGUUGGAGGAUGAGGGAUAAAUGGGAAAAAUCUAUCUUGUUUCACAUAUUCCUCCCAUGUAAAAUAUUAAUGUGCCUUCUCCGAGUGCUUGCCCACUAAAAUACAGACAAGUUGUACAGCCCACAACAAAUGCUGAGCCCCUUUUAAGGGCCUGAUGUAUUGGUUAAAUAUGCACUGAUUGAGAUGUCUCUCUCAAUGUGAUGUCUGUAAACCUAAAAAAGAAGUGGAAAGUGGAGCUGAUUAAGUCCUUCAUAUUGAAGGGAAAGUACUGGGGAGUGCACGGUGACAAAAUGCUUCUCUACUAAAGGAAACACAGCUGAUUCAGUUCUGAAAUGCAAAAUGCACACUAAACUUUUGCACCUUCAAAUGAGAAAGUAAUUUAACAUUGUUAAAAGUGGCCUUUAAAUCAUGCAGCCCAUUCUUUCUUUCCCUCUGUGAAAAUUGCACAUGUCUGAUGAGAGAUGUUUGAAUGAUGUAAUAUUAAGGUGAGUUUGUUGAGGAAUUUAGCUGCUGUCAACAGACGUGUCUCAAGAGAGACUGCACGUGAUUGGUUGUCUCGAACAAGGAAGACCUUUGGAAAUUCCGGUGGCUACCGUAUGUCGAGAAAGGUGUGUUUAUUCUGUGAUGAGUGUACAGUAUGUGUGGCUGGAAGGGAGAUUUCUCUUUGUUUAAGAAAAUCAAUUUUUUCUCUCACUGUGAAAGAGAGGCCUGUGCUACAGCAUUGUGUUUCACAAGAUGUGGGCCAUGUAUUUCCCUUUCAGAAAUAAAUGUUUAUAUUUGUGCUAAAAUA
Messenger RNA from Perca flavescens (yellow perch), 2261 nucleotides. RefSeq names its product protein phosphatase 1 regulatory subunit 3C-B. Gene Ontology annotation, biological process: regulation of glycogen biosynthetic process. The transcript has 2 exons. Gene Ontology annotation, cellular component: protein phosphatase type 1 complex. Gene Ontology annotation, molecular function: protein phosphatase 1 binding; glycogen binding. The coding region runs from base 171 to 1217 and encodes 348 amino acids. NCBI's taxonomy places the organism in Eukaryota, Metazoa, Chordata, Actinopteri, Perciformes, Percidae. The record is from RefSeq and is a predicted model, not a curated record.